This is a messenger RNA of Bombyx mandarina (wild silkworm), 2111 nucleotides long. Its product is annotated as glycerophosphodiester phosphodiesterase 1. Gene Ontology annotation, molecular function: glycerophosphodiester phosphodiesterase activity. NCBI's taxonomy places the organism in Eukaryota, Metazoa, Arthropoda, Insecta, Lepidoptera, Bombycidae. Gene Ontology annotation, biological process: phospholipid metabolic process; N-acylethanolamine metabolic process; ethanolamine metabolic process. The record is from RefSeq and is a predicted model, not a curated record. Gene Ontology annotation, cellular component: plasma membrane.
UCAAAAUGCUCCACCCUAGUCCGCAACUACCAAUUUAUUGAUUUUCAAAUAAACUGGAGUAAUAUGUGAACUCAUAGUACCUACAUUAACAACGAAACGAUCUCAAAAAGCGACGAACGAACGAAUCUCAAAAUGUUUUCGAAACUGUACACGAUGUGCCAAAUGUUUUGGAACAACAUGUACUAUUUAUUUUCGUUUAUAAACCUUUUAAUUAUUUAUGUACAUUUAGUUUUGCCCUUUGGUCUGGAUGUCGGCUUGGCCUUUGCUGCGAUGUAUUACAUCACCGCCCUGGAACGUCCUGAUAAAGAGAGGGUACAGAAAAUUUUUGGACACGACCCCUGGAGUAAGGAAGAGGUUAAAAAUUCUGAGGAAGUGGUGCAUUGCAUCGCUCACCGAGGAGCUGCACUUGACGCGCCGGAGAACACAAUCGAAGCAUUUAAAUAUUGCGUUGAACAAAACUGCAAGUUCGUCGAGAUGGACGUGCGUUCGUUGCGAGACGGACAGCUGGUGCUGCUGCACGACGAGGGUCUGCAGCGUCUGACUGGAACCACGAUCAACAACGUGCAGUGCGUCGACUGGGACGCCAUAAAGGAUUACAACGUGGCCGCCAAUCAUCCGAACAGGGAGCAUUUCAAAGAUGUGCGCCUGUGUCUCUUCGAGGAUGCACUGGACUAUUUGCUCGAGAAUAAAUUUAAAAUGAUUAUCGACGUCAAAGGCGUAGAUCAAGAGGUGAUAUCCGGUGUCCUGGACGCGUUCGCCUCCCGACCGGCUCUGUACGAGUCCGCAGCCGUGACCUGCUUCAAUCCUUACCCGCUGUACCUGAUCCGUAAAACCGAUCCGAAAAUCGUUGGAGCUUUAAGCUAUCGUCCGUAUUGCUUUAGCGCGCAGGAUUAUGACGCCGAGAAUGGGCCAACGAAUCCUAGGUUCCCUGACAGCGUCGUGCACCGGGUCGCGAUGCGUGCGUGCGACGCGCUCCACGGGGUCGCGUGGCGGCGGCUCGCCCGCUGGUGCGGGGUCAGCGCCGUGCUCCUGCACAAGGACAUUGUCAGCCCGAGCGAGGUGGAGUAUUGGCGCGGGCUGGGCGUGCGGUGCGUCGGCUGGGCGGUGAACCGGCCCGUCGAGAAGCUGUACUGGCGCGGCGUGCUGAGGGCCGCCUACCUCGCGAGCACGCUGCUCGGCGAGCCGGCCGUGGAGAAACAGAGCAAAGAUAAGACCAGCUCUGACUGCGCAGCCUCUUCACCCGAACAAAUGCUGGACCCGGAACAGACUGAGCAGAAUGUAUCAUCUGGACGAAAUUAAUACCAAAAACAUAACUUAUCCAAUCACUAACCCUAUUAAUAAUUUUAUUUAUAAACGAUUUUCUAGAUCCAUUGCCCCCAUUAAAUAAUAAACCCUAUCUUAAACCAAUUCCCUAUAUUUAUUUAUAAACUCUGCAUUAAAUUCAUUCAGGAUAUUUAUUUAUUAACCUUGUUCUAAAACCUUCAUCUUUUAAUUUUUUAUAAUAUUUUGAGUAACAUCAUUUUGAUGAUAUUAAAUCAACUAUAUUCAUUAUAUAACUUAAUAUACCAAAUAUAUAAAAAAAAUUUAGAUAAAAGGUGUCUUUGGACACUUGUGUGUUAGAAAUAGUGUUAAUGAAAAGAAGUUUAUUCGUCACAUAUGUUUGGUGUUUAAUAUCAAUUUUGAUUGAAUUAGGAUUGGUAACGUACCUUUGAGGUUUGAGACUGAAAUCGUUGAGGGUUUGAGGCUGAAUGAGAUUACAAGGUGCGUUCUUAGAAAUAGCAAUUAAGGUACAUAAUAUAUAAAUUAAAUAUAUAAUUGCAUUCAAUAUUUCAAGGUGUGAUUCUUUGGAACUGUGAGUUUUUAUUUUUGGAUUUUUUAAUAUAGUUUUUUACAUAAAAUUGCCCUAUAAUAAUGCAUUUGCUAUUGCAUUUUUUUAUUAUAAUAUAUUGGUUGUCUGUUUUCAUAGAUACAAUUAAUACUACUUAUACAGGUUUGUUUGCAUGUUUAUUAUUGUCAAUACAUUAUUUGAGUCGUCUAUUAUCAAAGGUGGCAAUCUGUGCAUUUGGACAAAAAAAAUGAUAAUGAUAUGUCAAUACAGAUUGAUUUGAAUA